AUGUCUUACUAUAACAGAUACAGGAAUCAGCGAAGCUAUACGCCUCAAGCCGACUCCGCUGCCGCAGUGGACGAACCAGAUGCUAUAUUCGAGUUAGGAAAGAACAAAAGAGUUACGGUCCGGCAGUUCAGAAACAUGAACUUGAUUGACAUUCGCGAGUACUACGCGGACUCCUCCUCGGGGGAAAUGAAGCCGGGCAAAAAGGGAAUUUCCUUGACCGAGGAAGUGUACGACGAAUUGUUGAAGCAUCGCCAGAAUAUCGACGAUGCGCUCCGGAGAUUUGGAUCCAAGAGGCCAAGAACAAAAACGGUAAAUGUUCUUUCGGACAGUGAGGAGACUACUGUUGAUAUACAUACGCCUAAUAAGGCCUCUUUCGAGAAAUCAGAUUCUAAGACGAGGAACACGGAAAAACCAAGAAAAGAGCGUAAGAAACGGGAGCCUGCGCCCCCUCAGGCCCAACCAGAUGAGAAAAGACGUCGUCACGAUGAAUUAGAGUCCCAAACACGAUUAGUGAUUCCUGGCGGGGACCCACAGCCUUCCGCUCUGCCAGAUAAAUCGGUUGGGAAAACUGCGAAAGCGAAAAAGAAAAGUACGGAAAUCAAAACAGGUAACAAUGGCGGUAAAAAGAACAACAAGAACAAUAACCCGAGACUCGAUGACAUGUCAUCCACGGUGCAUGCGGCCAAUCCGCGUUUAGACGAUCAUUUGCAUAAACUAACCUCACCUACCAAACCCGAGAACGACUCGGGCCUCGACUCCAGCGACGAAGAUUUUGCAUUGGCACUAGAAUCGGAGUUCAACAAGGACGAUGACGACGAUGACGAAAGCAUACUACACACAGCAGAACCAGAACAAACGGAUGGCAACAUCAGUGAGGAAUCUUAG
Molecule: messenger RNA, 885 nt
Organism: Lachancea dasiensis
Lineage: Eukaryota; Fungi; Ascomycota; Saccharomycetes; Saccharomycetales; Saccharomycetaceae
Source: the annotation of a GenBank genome assembly